AUGUUUUCGACGAAAUUGAGGGUGCGCCGUACGCUGGAUCUGAGACCACCAGAAGCCAGCCGACAAGGCUACUGUCACGACUCCGGCUUGAGCGACGGGCAUGCCUCGAUUGCUUCUGAAUCCAUCGACCUGCUUGACAUACAAGCCGAUCUUGAAACGCAGCGCGAGGAUAUUGAAAGGAUUGACACUGCAGGGUACCAGGUAGUAUCUCAAUUCAAUGACACCAUAACUCGGAUUGACCGCGAGGUCAAGAAGCUCAACGGGACCAUGGUGAAUCUGCGUCGAGACAUCGACAACCAUGCAGCGGACAUGUUUACUGUCAAGAAAGACGUGCUACAACAACUGGAGAACGCCUCGUCAAAUCUUCGCCAGGAGCUUGCAAGUGCAAGGAAAGCUACAAAGGAUGCACUUGGUAUCGCCAAGGACACCGCCAAAGAAACGGCGAAUAUACGGAUGGAGUUGGCCAAAUUGAAAGAAAGUCUGGAGACUCACCACAGGAAGCACGACCCGAAACCGGAGUUCUUGAUGCCGAGAGAACUGGACAUCCUCGCCAGUAAUAUCACGAAAAUUGGAAACAGAGCAAACCAAGUGGAGUCGUUGCAGAUGGAACUUGACCUCAUCAAAAGCCAGGUCCAGCGGUUAGAAGCCAGCGUCGAGACUUCUACGCGGGGAAGGGAUGACCGCCCGCCCAAAUCAGUCUCUCCCAAGACCUACCCUGACGCAUUGAGGAUUGCAGACAGCCCGGUCAAGACAACAACGUUGCAGCAGGAGGUCCAGGCACCAAGUCAGUUGACCGAGGAGCCAAUGCCAAAGGCUACUCAACCUCGAGCUCGCAAAAGACGAGCAGCUCCCGAGCCAGCUGACGACCAAAGAAUUGCCCAUCCGAAAUUGACGAAAUCAGGUGCUAUUGACAAGAGAAGAACCAAGAGAUCGAAGCAAGAUUUAUCUACCGACGAACUCAACUCGAUUGGCCCCCCUGCAGGCGGAAGACGAACUAGAAGCUCCAACUGUUAA
Messenger RNA from Colletotrichum chrysophilum, 1014 nucleotides. RefSeq lists its product as uncharacterized. NCBI's taxonomy places the organism in Eukaryota, Fungi, Ascomycota, Sordariomycetes, Glomerellales, Glomerellaceae. The transcript is spliced from 3 exons. The record is from RefSeq and is a predicted model, not a curated record. The coding region runs from base 1 to 1014 and encodes 337 amino acids.